AUGUUACAGGUCAACAAGGACACAGAUGAAGAAGUGGCCCUCAAAUCCUGUGAAUUUUGGUUUGUAUAUUGUGAUGCUCAAAUGCCACCAGAAAACUUGAGAGAAUUUUUGCCCCGUCUUAUUCCGAUAUUACUGUCCAACAUGGUUUAUGCUGAUGAUGAUGAAUCACUUAUUGAAGCCGAGGAAGAGGGUCCAUCAGCAAGCCGCCUUCAUGAUUUGUUUCUGCACCAGUUUUGUGAAGCUCACUCCUGCUCGGGAUGUUUGGCUUAUUUAUGUGGGGCAUUACACUGUGAUGAUGUGAUGAAUUUUAAGGCCUCUAGAAGCAAGUGUAAUCCAGCAGCAACUGCAAAAAAAAUAUAA
This is a messenger RNA of Lathyrus sativus (Indian pea), 360 nucleotides long. The record is from the annotation of a GenBank genome assembly. Lineage: Eukaryota; Viridiplantae; Streptophyta; Magnoliopsida; Fabales; Fabaceae.